Molecule: messenger RNA, 3512 nt
Organism: Anolis carolinensis (green anole)
Lineage: Eukaryota; Metazoa; Chordata; Lepidosauria; Squamata; Anolidae
Product: cytochrome P450 2J2
Exons: 10
Coding region: 1013-2464 (483 amino acids)
Biological process (GO): xenobiotic metabolic process
Cellular component (GO): cytoplasm; intracellular membrane-bounded organelle
Molecular function (GO): oxidoreductase activity, acting on paired donors, with incorporation or reduction of molecular oxygen, reduced flavin or flavoprotein as one donor, and incorporation of one atom of oxygen; iron ion binding; heme binding
Source: RefSeq, a predicted model, not a curated record
UAUGGAAAAACUAAGCAAGGACUGGUUAUAUAUAUCUGUGGGAAGUCCAGGGUGAGGGAAGAACUCUUGUCAGCUGGAAGCCAGCUUAAAUGUUCCAGUUAAUCACCCUAAUUUACAUUGAAUGGCUACAUCCAGCCACCUUCUGCCUGGGGGCAUUCUCUGUUAACUGCCCCUGGUUCCCAUGUGUUGCUUCUUAUUUACUGUUCUGAUUUUUGAGUUUUUUAAUACUGGUAGCCAGAUUUUGUUCAUUUUCAUGGUUUCCUCCUUUCUGUUGAAGUUGUCCACAUGUUUGUGAAUUUCAAUGGCUUCUCUGUGUAGUCUGACAUGAUAGUUGUUGGAGUGGUCCAGCAUUUCUGUGUUCUCAAAUAAUAUACUGUGUCCAGGUUGGUUCAUCAAGUGGUCUGCUAUGGCUUAUUUUUCUGGUUGAAUUAGUCUGCAGUGCCUUUCAUGUUCUUUGACUCUUGUUUGGGCAAUGCUGCGUUUGGUGGUUCCUAUGUAUACUUGUCCACAGUUGCAUGGUAUCCGGUAGACUCCUGCAGAGGAGAGAGGAUCCCUCUUGUCUUUCGCUGACCGUAGCAUUUGUUGGACUUUCGCUUUUUCUCCUCAGGACAAUAUUUGUACUAUCACUAUCUUUUCCUGGGCCGAUGGCCAGAACAUCAUUAUUAUCUGCUCAAAAUUGACCUUUCACUUCUGGGUGUAGUGCCCAGAUUUUCCAAGUUCAGACUCUCUUUACCUUUUAUUAAGGAUUAACAAAUAUUUUGUAAGAAUGAAGAUUCAUUUCUAUGUCUCAUCUCUAGCCAUUUUUGUGUACUCUCUGUUCUGCUUUCCUUUAGCUAAAUGUAUUAACUGCAACAAACGGCAUCAAAAAUGCUUGGGUGGAAGGGCAACAGAGGCAAAUUUUUGGUCUCUGAAGACCUUGGCUGGCCCACUAGUCUUUACAUUGACUAUUUAAAUGGUGAUAGAAUUUACUGGAAUGACCAGAAGGAAAAUCUAGUGAAAUUAAUGAAACGCGAUGGAACAGAUAGGAAGACAACUCUUCACGGAGCAGUGGUCACGCCGACAUUUUCCUCCUGGACCUCUUGCCCUUCCUGUUAUUGGAGGCUUAUGGAGAGUAAACUUUGGAAAGGGAUAUAAUGCGGAGACACAAAUAAAGUUGGCAGAACAAUACGGAGACAUUUUUACUUUGUGGGUGGGACACAUACCAGCUGUAAGUUUUUCUGGAUUUGAAGCUGUGAAAGAAGUAUUGAUUCAUCAUUCAGAAGACUUCUCAGACCGGGUACAGACUCCAUUGCUUACAACUAUAUCAAGAGGAAAGGGUAUUGUACUUUCAAAUGGACAUGUCUGGAAGCAGCAGAGGCGGUUUGGCCUAGUUACGCUGCGAAAAUUGGGUGUGGGGAGAAAAAGCGUGGAGAGCCAAAUUGAAGAGGAAUCUCAACAGCUUGUAGAGGUUUUUGCACGUGAAAAAGGGCAACCAUUUGAUCCUGCAUUGCCCAUCACAAAUUCUAUCUGCAACGUGAUAUGUGCCAUCACUUUUGGAUACCGUUUCCCUCUUGAAGAUGAAACCUUCAAGAAAAUAAUGGAUGCCGUUGCAUUUACCUUGGCAUUUGGACUAAGUCUUUUUCAUUUGCUAUAUGAAAUAUUCCCAUGGCUCAUGAAGCAUCUUCCAGGGCCUCACAAAGAGGCAUUGAAUGCCACAGAGAUGCUGCUUUCAUUAGCCAAGAAAGAAAUACAGGAACAUAAGGAGCAAAAGUCUUUUCAGGAGCCACGGGAUUUCAUUGAUUUCUACCUGUCUGAAAUAGAGAAAAGGAAGAAUGAUCCUACCUUUACAUAUAAUGAUGAGAAUCUGGCUCAGGAUAUUCAUGACUUUUUUAUUGCUGGAACGGAAACUACUGCGACUUCUCUGAAAUGGGCAAUCCUCCUUUUGGCAAAUCAUCCAGAUAUUCAAGAUAAAGCCUAUAAGGAAAUAGAAGAUGUUUUGUGCUCCUCUUCCUUCAUCUAUCAAGAUCUAAAGAAGCUCCCUUAUACAAAUGCUGUGCUUCAUGAGAUUCAGCGUUUAAAAUAUCCCCUCUUAUUUGGGAUCCCAAGACAAACAGCCAAAGAUGUGAAGAUAAGAGGUUUUCUCAUCCCUAAGGGGACAAUCGUUAUACCAAAUAUACGCACUGUUCUUCUUGAUCCUGAGCACUGGGAGUCUCCUAAUGAGUUCAAUCCAAAACAUUUUUUGGACCAGGAUGGACAUUUUGUUGCUAGAGAAGAGUAUCUGGCAUUUGGUGCAGGGGCUCGGGUGUGUUUGGGGGAACAGCUGGCAAGGAUGGAGUUCUUCAUCUUCUUGGUCAACCUGCUGAGGGCCUUCCGUUUCCAGUUGCCUCCAGGAGUAAAAAAUCUCAAUGAAAAACUUGCACCAGGACUAACGACACCACCCUAUCCUUAUAAAGUGUGUGCUGUUCCUCGCUGUAGUUUAUCAUAAAACAUAAAAAAUGGAGUACAGCAAAGGAGCAAGUUAAAGAAUUUAUGAGAAAAUGGGUGUAAAAUAUAGGGAGACCAAUAAAGAUGGAAGAAUGGGAGAAGAUUUGGAAUCAGAAACUACAACAUACUUACUCAUACAACCUAAAGGAGAAUUGAUAGAAAAUGAUUUCCCAGUGGUAAAUCACUCAACAAGAAUAGCUAAAUAUUACAAACAUAUGAAUAAUAAAUGUUGGAAAUGUGAUACACAUGAGGGGUAAUUUUACCACAUGUGGUGGUCCUAUGGGACGGCAAAAUCCUAUGGGAAAGAAAUACAGGAAACAAUUCAGAAAAUUCUCAAUACAAAUGUACAAUGUAAUCCAGAAUACUUUCUAUUGGGAAUGACAGAGAUAAACAGAGAUGCAAACAAAAACAAACUGUUCAGUUACAUGAUGACAGCAGCCAGAACAGUAUCUGUCAGAAUUUGGAGAUUGGAGAUUCUUUUAUCUUCUUUUUGGAAAAUGUUUAUUUUAGAUAAAAUUAUUCAAAAACAUACAAAAAUAAUUGCAAUGGCAUGUACUUUAUUGUUGUAAUGUUAAACCAACUCCACACUUAGAGUGCCAGAAUUUGGAAACUGAAAGAAAAGACCCUAUUAGACCAAUGGCUAAUAAAAGUUAUGGAGAUUAUGAAUAUGGACAAAUUGACCCGAUUAGUAGCAAAAUUUCAAGGUAAUUACAAGAAAGGAUCUGACUGGACCUUAUUCAAAGAUUAUAUGUCAAAAAAUAAAGGGAACAUGAUAAUAUAAUCUUAAAAUAAAUUAUUAGAUGAAACUUAGAUGAAAUAAAGAGGAGGAACAUACUUCAUGACAUGAAUUUUAAGAAAACUAAUAAACCAUGAUGAAGUUGGAUGGAAGUACACAAUUCCCUGCUUUUUCCUCUUCCCUUCAACAGCCCCCCUUCCCAAUCCCAUACCCAAUCCCCUCCUUCUCUAUAUUCAUCCCCUCUAUCUUUUAUCUUCUUUUAGAAAAAUGUUUAUUUUAAAUAAAAAAUAUUUUAAAAGGAAUACAAAAAUAA